AAUUCAUGGAUGCUACAGAUGCUAGAGAAAUACCUAGUGGAGCACAUGCCUGAAUCCAUAAAGGUUUAUGGGACCAUCUUCCAUAUGAACCACGGGAACCCCUUCAAGGUAAAGGCUCUGGUGGACAAGUGGCCUGAUUUUAAUACAGUAGUUGUCCUUCCUCAGGAACAGGAGAUGAACGAUGACCUUGACCACUACCCCAAAACCUACCAAAUCUUUUCUAAGGAGCCCAAGAACUGUCAAGAAUUCCUUGAUAAACCAGAUGAUAUCAACUGGAAACAACAUUUGCAGAUCCAAAGUAAGGAAAGUGGGGUUGCACAGUCAAGCUUGAAUGAGGUGAUACAAAGUGUUGCGGCUGCUAAAUUGGUCAAGGUCAAGAAAACACAGUGCAUCCUUUAUAUGAUGCCAAUGACAGUAAAGAAACUGGUGCCUUCCCUGUUGGGUACACAGCAUUUAAAAUCUGAGAGUCCCAGGAUUGUCAAUCAAGAGAUGUUUAAACUCUCAUUGCUGGAUGUAGCACACGCUGCCUUAGUGAAUAAGUUCUGGGGUUUUGGUGGUAAUGAGAGGAGCCAGAGAUUCAUCGAGCGCUGUAUCCGGACCUUCCCCACCUUCUGUCUGCUGGGGCCUGAGAAGACUCCUGUGACCUGGGUCCUGAUGGACUAUACCGGAGAGCUGCGAGUGGGAGCCACUGUGCCCGAGUACCAUGGCUUGGGCCUUGGAUCUUAUCUUUCACACAUCCAGAUUCAGACUCUAGAAAAUGGCUUCCCCUUGUAUUGCCAUACUGCCAAAGACAACAAAGCUGUACACAAAAUAAGUCUCAAGCUGAAUUAUGUCACUGUGCCCUGUGACUGGAACCAGUGGAACUGCAUGCCUCUGAGCAGCUGUCUCUCAACACAAGAAAGUGUUGGAGGGCUGUGA
Messenger RNA from Cavia porcellus (domestic guinea pig), 918 nucleotides. Its product is annotated as glycine N-phenylacetyltransferase-like. Gene Ontology annotation, molecular function: glycine N-acyltransferase activity. Bases 10 to 918 code for a protein of 302 amino acids. The transcript is spliced from 5 exons. NCBI's taxonomy places the organism in Eukaryota, Metazoa, Chordata, Mammalia, Rodentia, Caviidae. Gene Ontology annotation, cellular component: mitochondrion. The record is from RefSeq and is a predicted model, not a curated record.